Messenger RNA from Chara braunii, 3797 nucleotides. NCBI's taxonomy places the organism in Eukaryota, Viridiplantae, Streptophyta, Charophyceae, Charales, Characeae. The record is from the annotation of a GenBank genome assembly.
UCCGAGCAUGGCUCGAUGAUCUUGCCCAGGUGGGAUGUGAAACCUCUUCAGGCAGGGCGGUUGCUUGGCGGCAGACGGCAGGGGGACCACUACAUAUGGGGCAAGGAAGGAGCCUCGAAGGCGAUUGAGAGCUUCUCAUAGCAUGGCUUGGGAAAAACCGUUCCUUAUCGGACCGAUGGAAGUGAAUGCAUGGACGGCUGACUCCAAUGGCCCUACCGAGAUGUGCGGGGUGAUUCCCGAGAUUAACGAACUAGGCAAAAUAGCAACGGAGGAGGAGACAGAUAAUCAUAAGAGUGAAGAAGAACCGGGCUUAGGAGGCAGUGCCGCACAAAGCGAAGGGGGGCAGAAGGACAGAGAAUCGAUAAAUCCGGAUGGUACCAAAGGGAACCGGAAGGAGAUCUGCACAAGGGAAAGCUCAAGGAAAGCUGGGGGGAGCAGGCAGGGGACUCAGGGGACCACGGAAGGGAGGAAUAAGGAUAGGACAAGCCCCGGGAGAACUCGGAAGGAGCCGUGUCUAAGAAAGUGCACCAGGUCAUUAAAGGGGGAGAUAUUUGGACCACAAGGGGAACGGGUGAACUGGAACUCACCAGGAGGGAUGCGGCGAGCCAUUAUCAUGCUCAACGGGCUAGAAAUAACGGUCGUAGAAGCCGAACCGGUGGGCGAGAUCAUCUGGGAUCAACGCCAGGGGCGCGGGCCGCAGGUCGAUUUUGUUUUGGAAAACGACGGACGUGAUAGGGUGAACGCGACUACUCGGCUAGGGACGGCUGGGAGAAGGAUUAACCGCGACGCCGUGAUGGAGGAGGUUGCUGGAAGUUCGGAACCCCCAGCAGAGCCUGAGGCCGAGGAACCGGAAAGGGUCUAUGGGAAACCUAGGGAAGAGGAGCCUGCCGACGAAGUUACCGCUGCCAAGAAGAAGUUUAGGUACCAAAUCUCGAUCUUAUCCUUGCCAGAAAUCGACGACACCAUUAGCAAGUUACUAGGAACCAUGGUGUCGGUGUCUUUUCAGACUAUGCUGCAGGCUAGCCCUAGGUUGCUCAAAGGGCUUAGACAACUGUUGACCCGGCGACGAGUAGAAAUAGGCGACAACCCCGAAUUACCAGAAGGGGAGAGGGAGGAGGAAGUUCCGCGAGAAGUGGCUAACCUGCAGAGGAGUCGCGGGGACUUGGAGGAUCUCGAGAAGGCCUUUGCAGACAUCCGUUUGAGCUUGCCCGACCGAGAGGGCGGCGAAGUCAUGAGAUCGCCACCCGGGACGAAGCUUAGCUUUCAUGCGCUACCCGUAGGGAAAUUGAAAAUCCAGAUCGGGAGUCAUCACACCGACGCAUUAGUAUACGGGGGAGCAGCAAUCACUCUCAUAAGGAGAUAUUUCGCAACGAUCACGGGAUGUACGGUAAACAAGGAAGUAACAGGGAGCAUCCGGGGAGCUGGCGGGGAAAUCCCGUUCGCUGGGUACGUCACGAAGUGUGCUGUGAAGGCAGGGGUCAGGGAAUCGAUCUGGUCAUUUCAGCGGAUGACCGUAAUGGAGGAAAUGGACCACGACAUAAUCCUCGGGAGACCGUGGUGCGUGAACGUAGAGAUGAUAGGCAUGCACUUGCACGAUGGCUCAUACAUGGUAGACAUAGAGGACCCGGUGACCAGCUGGGGACAGCUCCUCCGACUCCUUGGAAUGGGAGGAGACCCCCCGAGGCGGAAAUCGGCAACAUGGUCGCCGUCAUUCGAGGAUAGCACGCGAAAAGGGGCUUUCGCACGGAUGGAGGGUAUGAGAGAAAGGGUAGAAAUCAUGAUUGAGGAAGCGUUCAACAAGAAGGAGUGGAUCAAGAUGGGCCUGCCCCAGAAGAAGAGGAGGCAGGAGGGCGAAGUCCUAGGUGUUAUGGUAGCAGAAAAGGAGUCAAAGGUCGAACUUGGUGCUGGCCUGCCCAAACGGAAAGAAGUGCGCAUAGACGUGCCGGAAAUCGCACUCGAGAUCCCCGAUCUAUUGCAACUCAUCAAGGCCCUCAGAUAUCACAAGUUCGAUUACAAGAUCGAACGGAUUGCUGGAAUCCGCAACAAGGCAGAUGGGCUGAGUCGGGUUUGCAUCGCUCCCGAAGGGAUGGAGGAUGCAGAGCCCAUAGACGCCUUCCUCGAAUACGAAGGAGGAACUCUUGCGGUGGACAACGAGAUGAUGAGCGGAGAAUGCACAUCGGGAGAACUACUGAUCCAAACUUUGGAGAAAGGGGCACCUGUCGUAGUAGCAGAACUCAGAGAAGGACCAGUUACCACUCGAGGACGCAGAGAAGAAAAAGACGCAUGGAGAGCGAUAGUAGGACCGAAAGAGGAACUUAUAGCAAUGGCGGUGGAAGGGGGCCGGGAGGCAGUGAUGAGCUUAGUGGAAUCUUGGGAAAGGAAAGAGUUGCAACGGGUGGUAAAUCAGAUGCAGGAAGGAAAGGAUGGGGGCAAGGAAGGAGAGGAGUUUUUCUAUGUCCAAUCAUAUGAAGGGCUCUUUCGGGAGAUCGGGUUGUUGUUGGUAGGAAACAAACAACCUACGGAAGUCAGUAUUAAGGCAAGAGAAGAAGCCGAAAGGUACGUCCUAAGGGGCGGGCAUUUGUUCCGGAGGGAGGAAGGUGCUAUGCUUAGAAGGGUUGUGUGCGGAAGGUCUAGGCAAGUAAACGUUAUCCAGGCAAUGCACGACGGGUUAGCUGGAGGUCAUCGGUCUUCCAAAGGAACACUUGCAAAGAUAACGCCGAUCUAUUAUUGGCCAGGCAUGGCAGGCAUGGUCGCCAUAUACUGCCAGACUUGCCUCAUUUGCCAAGAACGAAGCUCGGUACGAGUCUUCGAGCCGCUUAGACCAACGCGGGUGCUAGUGUCGGGACAUCUGGUCCACCUCGACCUUGCGGUCAUGCCUGUAUCAACAGAUGGGUACAGGUAUAUCCUGGAUGAGCGAGACAACUUGAGUGGGUUCGAGGAGGCAGUCGCCCUCAAGAAAAAGACAGGGAGGAGUGUGGCGGACUGGAUAGAAGACUUCUACUUAAGGCACCCGUUCGUCAGGAGGUUUAUAGCAGACAAUGGGACGGAAUUUAUAAACCAAGAAGUAUUGGGGAUGCUUAAGAGACUCUGCGUACCGAUCAAACUCAUCGAGCCGUAUCACCCUGAAGCCAAUGCACCGGUGGAAAGGGGGCACCGAACCUUGAAGAACACGAUUGCAAAGCUCGCAGCAGACCAUCUGGGGAACUGGCCUAGGUAUCUUAAGCAGGCUGUCUUUGCAGAGAAUAUGACUCCUAAAAGGACAACAGGAUGUAUCCCGGCAGAGCUUUGGUACGGAAGAGAGAUCGACUUUCCUGUGGAAGCCUUGGUACCUACCUGGAAUAGGUUAGAUGAUGAUCCGCAAAUGACCACUGAAGAGUUAAUUGAGGCAAGAUCUCAACAGAUCCUUAAGAAUGAGGAGGUCGUGGAAGACAUCGCCAGUCGGGUGCUGGACAGCAGAAUGAGGGACAAAGCAAGGUGGGACCAGAUUAAGAAUGUCAGAAAGGAGCCACUUCAGGUGGGGGAGAUGGUAUUGCUAAGGAACUCGGCACUAGAAAGUACUUGGUCGGGACAGUUGGGAAGGAGGUUCAAAGGCCCCUACCGGGUCGCCAAGCGGGGGGGACUGAAGACCUUCGAACUGGAAGAUUUGGAUGGAACUGGAUUGAAAGGGCCCUUCCCGGGGCAACGACUGAUCAGGUUUUUAAAUCGGGACCCAGCGGAACAAUGGCUUCAGGAGGCCGAAGAUAAGGAAACAGAAGAGCCACAAGCUAAAGACUAAUCACAGCCUUGCCCACACUAUG